AUGGCCAGUCGAAGUAGGUCUUGUACGGACUCCGAGAUCAGGCUAGAUGGACUUACAGAGGUGGAGACAUAUAAAGACAAACACCUAUAUGCCGAUCCAGGAAACCACUCUAGCGACCAUUUCAAGCGUAGAAUGAGUCCUCUGAGGUUCAAAAUGCGUUCCUGGCUUGUGCAAUACACAGAGGAGCAAUCUGGAAGACUGAACAAAUGGCAGAUAAAGUAUCGCAGUCCUUGGAUGGACAAAUACUUUGCCUACACGGCAUUGAUGGGAUCUCAUAUGUUCUACGUGGUAAUGGUUCCCAUGCCGCGCUGGAUUGGAUACAGCGACGUGUGUCGAGACCUAGUAUACAUUCUGGGAUACUCCAUCUACUUCAGUGGGUUUCUUAAAGACUAUUGGUGUUUGCCAAGGCCAAAGUCCCCUCCACUAACUAGGGUAACACUCAGCGGGUAUACCACUAAGGAGUACGGUGCGCCCAGUUCGCACACUGCAAAUGCGACAGGUGUAGCACUGCUAAUGCUGUGGUACAUCUGCGGAUCCCAUACUCUGACAAUUCGUUGGAAAAUAUUGGCCACAAUAGGGACGUUCUUUUAUUAUUUUACCCUAACGUUGGGCCGAAUUUACUGCGGAAUGCACGGUAUCCUUGAUAUUGUUUCUGGAAUGUCAAUCGGCGCAGCUUGUUUUGCAGCCAGAUGGGCCGUUUUAUCCUAUUCUUCUCUGGAUAGUGCAAGCAUGCAAGAAUGGGGUUUUUGGUUUCCUUUUGCAUCAAUAGGUUUGGGGCUCUUCCUUUUGUUCAAACAUGUCGAGCCUGUGGAUCAUUGCCCUUGCUUUGAGGAUAGCGUAGCAUUUGUGGGUGUGAUCUGCGGCCUCGAGACCAGUGACUGGCUCAGCUGGGCUCUUUGGGGGUCGGAAAACUAUCAAGUGUACUACAAAUGGGCUGAAUUUGGUCUUCUGCUGACACUGAGGAGAAUUUUUAUCGGCGUCCUAUUGGUAAUUUUAUGGAAGAGCGUUGUAGGGAAAAGGUUGGUCUACGCGAUCCUCAACUCGAUUUUUAUCGACGACAGGAGUCUGUAUGUCCAUCAACACAGUGAGGCCUCUGCAAUGAAAGAAGUGCCUCUAUUUUCUGGUCGGUCACGAACCGAGCUUUUGGGAAGGUUUAUGAUUUAUGCGGGGGUGGCAUCUGUUGUAGUUCUCGCCUGUCCAAUAACUUUCCAGGUACUCGGUGUUUGA
This is a messenger RNA of Lachancea dasiensis, 1227 nucleotides long. The record is from the annotation of a GenBank genome assembly. Lineage: Eukaryota; Fungi; Ascomycota; Saccharomycetes; Saccharomycetales; Saccharomycetaceae.